CCCCCGUAAACCAAAAAAAUAUCUCACUAUUAUUGGCGGGAAAGAGCACAGAACAUCUGAAUCCAAACCGGUAAGAGGACGAAGAACACUGAUUAAAUCUUUCUGAAUUUGGAUUUGGAUGAUUGGGUGACCAGAAAUCACUCCUUGUGAAUGGGCAGAGACGCAGAGUGGGUGCUUUUAUUUUAAGACGGCAGGGACGAUUGCUUCCAUUGCUGACAAGAAAGACACCAAUUUUUCAUUUGCUUCAACUGCGGUACGGAAAACCUUCUGUAUAAAGAUUGAAAUGGUGAAUCCUGGUAGAGUUAACUGGUGAUCCUGUUGUCAUUUGGUCGGGAAAGAAAAGAUUGCAUCCGCUUCCCCUACUAUAUAACCGGUCUCGUAUAUCUCCAAACCCAACGUGUUAGUUUCCCUUCAUAGGCAAUGGAGGAUGAUCGAUGAGGACGAGCCCUAGACAAGGAUAGAAAGGAGGCAGCUUUUACUUGGAGAAUGCCUCCAAGGAAGAGAACAAGUUCUGGGGGAUCUAAGAAAUCGAGCAACCAGAACCAGCAGCCACCAUCUGAGCCGCCCAAGUUUGGGAUCCAGCAUUUCUUUGAACGCCACACCCAGAAUGUCAGCUCACAGAAACCCAAGGAUGGGGUUGAUUCACACAGUUCGGGUUCAGAUAUUCAUGCUUCUUCGGGGGCUCCAAAUGGUAUCAAACCAGCAAACCUUAAUGCUCAUGAUCAUACGAAUGAAGGGAGUACUGUUGGUCAAAACCCCGAAAGUGCUCUUGACUCCACUAGUUUGGGGUUGGAGCAUGCUACUUCAUCAACAAAAAACACUAAAUCAUUGACGAGGUUGAGAAACAGUGGGAAUGUGAUGGGAUUGAAGAAAGUGAAUCUGAAUGGUGCUGUUUCGUCCUCUGACACUGAAGUUCUGAUUCAAAAUAGCACUUGUCAAAAGUCAGGGGAAGAAUUGAACUCAAAGGUCAUUGAAAUGGGAAGUCCAAAAAAUGGUGCAGGUUUACAAGGAAGCAGGCCUAUUAAUAACAAUAAUUCAUCACAGAAUAUCCCCUCCGGUAGUUUACUAGCUGUUGUAGCUGGAGAGGAAGCCAGUGAAGAAGAGGUAACACCUGAGAUUUGCAAGUCGGCAUCUGUAAAGAGGUUCAAGUUUUCUCCAGGAAUGUUGAUAAAGCAAAGCCAGGAUGAUGGAGGUGAUGAGGUUACUUGGAGAAUUUCUCCAGUAAAUGACCGGCUAAAUGCGAUGUCAAAAGCACAGAAGAUACGGAAGCUGGCAGAUUGUCCACGGCUCAACUUGUCAAGUUUUCAACAGUGUUCACAGAAAAAGGUCCAGUCUUCUGUAUCAGUUGCAGCAGUUCCGAAGGGGCCAUCUUCAUCUCCAGUUAAAAAGGCUGAAAAUUCGAAACUAGAUCCUGUAAGUGUGGAUCAAGUUAUGGAUACUUAUGCUAAGAAUGGAAGGGUCAAUGACGAGAAUGACUCUGCCAUAGUUAACAGUCAGAGUCCUUUUAAGACACCUCCUUCUCUAACAUUUGGCCAUGAAAAGUCUGUCAAGGAUUCCAAUCUUCCUGAAGCAUCUAAUCAGCUUGGUUCAAGAUACAAGAAAAAGGCACUGAUUGAUCUUUUGGAUCAAGUAGAAGAUGUAAUAUAUGUUGAAUCGUUGUUAAAGAAGGAGAACACGGUAUUUCCUGGAAAUGAUCUGCAUAUAAGAUCUGAUCCAGUUUUGCCAGAAGUGUCUAGUAACUUGAGCGAAACUUCACUCUUAUUUCUUGUAUUGGAGGUUUCUGAAAAGCAUGAAAAUGUUGUAUCAUCUGGUUCAAAAUGCUCAUUUAAGGUUUUGCGCCUUUUCAAUGAACAAAGAGGGGAAGAGCGAACUGCGCAAUUGUGGGAUGAAUGGUUCUACACUGUUGUUGCACCUGGUGACACUGUUCAUGUGAUAGGAGAAUUUGAUGGCCAUGGGGCAUGUGAUGUUAACCAUGAGAAGAACUUUCUAAUUGUUCAUCCAGAUAUUUUGGUUUCCGGAACUCGGGUGGCUGCGAGUUUCAGUUGCUCAAGACGUACCGUUCUGGAUGAGAGGCUAAAGGUUAGCGAAAAUUCAGCUGCCGCACUGAUGGGAACCCUAUUGCAUCAGAUUUUUCAGGCUGGGCUUAUACAAGAAUCUCCCACGAAAGACUUUUUUGAAGAAUAUGCACAAGUCUUGAUUCACAAAAACCUCGAGAAUCUGUAUGCAUGCAAAGUCAGUGAAAAUGAGACUCACAAAGUAUUGAUUAAGGCAAUACCAAAAGUAUUGAAUUGGAUACAUCUCUUCCGUGAUUCAGAGGGUUCGCAAAUUCAAAAUAAAGCUUCUGGAAGUGAAGAUAAAGAGAAAAAGAUCAAAGUUUUGGAGGUACUUGACAUUGAAGAAAUGGCAUGGGCCCCAAAAUAUGGUUUGAAAGGGAUGAUUGAUGCUUCUGUGAAAGUAAAAGUUCAAAUGAACAAUGAAGUUACUGAUGUGAUCGUGCCUCUGGAAUUCAAAUCUGGGAAAGGAACUACUGGCCAGGCAGCAAUGGAACAUAACGCACAAGUCAUGAUUUAUACUCUUUUAAUGUCCGAAAGAUACUCAGAAAUGAUUAGUUAUGGACUUCUUUACUACCUUCACACAAAUCAAACACAGGGAAUGACAGUUCAAAGAUCUGACUUGGUUGGCCUUUUAAUGCGUCGUAAUGAACUUGCAAAUGAUCUUCUACGAGCAUCAACAACGCAACAACUGCCUCCAAUGAUACAGAGUCCAAGCAUGUGCAGGGGAUGUCGACAUCUUAAUGUCUGUAGCAUUUACCAUAAGGCAUACAGUGGUACAAGUGAUAGUAGUGGACUUGGAAACCUGUUCGAUUCUCUUGUUAACCAUCUAACUACUGCACAUGCUGUUUUUCUUCAAAAAUGGGAUCGAUUGAUUGACUUGGAGGCUAAAGAAGUCGAGUUUGCCAAGAAGGAAAUAUGGAGCUCACAUGGUUCACUAAUCGAAGACCCUUCCUCUUCACUAUGUCCUCUUGUUCUUAGCCCUUCAGAUAAAGGGGGUCAGAAAACCUCUUGUAAGGGAAACCGGUUUGUUUAUCACUUUGUUCACCAAAGUUUUCAUUUAACAAGCAUAAAUCAUCAGAACUCAGAUGGUUCUUUUCCCACGAACAAUUUGGAAUGCAGACUCAGAAAUGGGGACUAUGUGAUAUUGAGCACUCUACCUGGCCGUUUACUAAUAGCUAGUGGAAUCAUUACAGAUAUAAGUAGCUCCCAUGCCUCUGUAUCAUUUUCAAAACGUUUGAGGAUUCCGGGAAGCAGAUUGGAAGAUCUUUGUCAGCAAACUUGGCGUCUGGACAAAGAUGAGUCCACAUCAUCAUUUGCAAUCAUGAGAUUCAACCUCAUACAACUGUUUAUGCAAAACGAAGAUAAUGUACAUCUCAGGAAGAUGAUUGUUGAUCUUGAGGUGCCUAGAUUUGACAGUGGCUGCAUCUUUAGUCAAGAUCCUGCCAUUUCGUACAUCUGGUCUGAGAAAACACUGAAUGGGGAUCAGCGCAGGGCUAUACUUAAGAUACUUACAGCAAAGGAUUAUGCACUGAUAUUGGGAAUGCCUGGAACUGGCAAAACAUCCACUAUGGUGCACGCUGUGAAAGCAUUGUUAAUUAGAGGUGCAUCUGUUUUGCUUACAUCUUACACAAACUCCGCUGUUGAUAAUUUGCUUCUCAAAUUGAAGGCUCAGGAUAUAGAUUUCAUUCGUAUUGGAAGAAGUGAGUCUAUUCACGAGGAGAUUCUAGAACAUUGCCCAUCAACUACUGAACUCUUUGGUAUUGAAGACAUCAAGCAAAGGCUAGAGAAAGUAAAAGUUGUUGGUGUUACGUGUUUGGGGAUAACUAGCCCUUUACUGACUAAAAAGAGAUUUGAUGUGUGUAUUAUGGAUGAAGCUGGGCAAACUACAUUACCUGUAUCUUUAGGACCAUUGUUGUUAGCAUCAAAGUUUGUUCUUGUAGGGGACCAUUAUCAAUUACCACCACUUGUUCAGAGUUCUGAGGCCAAGGAGAACGGAAUGACAGUAAGCUUGUUCUGCAGGCUCUCUGAAGCACACCCCCAAGCCAUUUCAGCUUUGCAAAGCCAGUAUCGUAUGUGCAAAGAAAUAAUGGAACUAUCAAAUACCUUGAUAUAUGGCAACCGACUACGCUGUGGAUCUUCAGAAGUGGAGAAUGCGAAGCUCACCUAUUCUUGUCUUAUAGCUGGACCUCCAUGGAUGAAGGAGGUUAUAAAUCCUGCCAAACCUGUAAUGUUUAUCAACACUGAUCUGCUGCUAGCAUUUGAGACAAAUGACCAUAAAAGUAUAAAAAACCCAAUGGAGGCAUUUAUUAUUGCUGAGGUAACUAACAAGCUGUUGAAAGUAGGCAUUUCACAGGAGGAUAUUGGCAUCAUUACACCGUACAACUCCCAGGCAGAUUUGAUUAGGCAAUCUGUUUCAACAUCAGUUGAGAUACAUACAAUCGACAAAUACCAGGGAAGAGAUAAAGAUUGCAUUUUAGUGUCAUUUGUAAGGUCAAAUGAAAACCCAAAGAGCGGUGCUUCUACAUUGCUUGGAGACUGGCACCGAAUUAAUGUUGCCCUUACACGUGCGAAGAAGAAGUUGAUAAUGGUGGGGUCAUGUGCUACACUCUCUAAAGUUCCCCUUCUGAAGCUUCUUAUUGAAAAGGCUGAACAUCAACGUCGCAUUUUAACUGUCACAGAAAAUGACAUUCAUCAUUGUAAUGCUGAGAGAAAGAGAUGUUCCCAGAUCAUAUCAGAACGUGAUGUUUUGACCUCCCAACACUAAAAUUUUGAUUAAGCCAAUUUUUUUUUGUAUAUCCCUCAAUUUGAGGAUUGUAAAUGCUCUUUUGUCCAUUCUUGUUACGGAGUAUUAAUUUUGUAAGUGUUGUAAUGCUUUAGGCUUAUAUUCGUGUGUUCUCAUGUGUUUCCAAACACGUCGAACACUUAAAUAUAAAAUAUAGAUGGCGAUUUCAAAAUAGCACCA
Cuscuta epithymum is the source of this 5016-nucleotide messenger RNA. The record is from the annotation of a GenBank genome assembly. NCBI's taxonomy places the organism in Eukaryota, Viridiplantae, Streptophyta, Magnoliopsida, Solanales, Convolvulaceae.